This is a messenger RNA of Silurus meridionalis, 2108 nucleotides long. Its product is annotated as XK-related protein 8-like. The record is from RefSeq and is a predicted model, not a curated record. The transcript is spliced from 3 exons. NCBI's taxonomy places the organism in Eukaryota, Metazoa, Chordata, Actinopteri, Siluriformes, Siluridae. Gene Ontology annotation, biological process: engulfment of apoptotic cell; phosphatidylserine exposure on apoptotic cell surface; apoptotic process involved in development. Bases 112 to 1395 code for a protein of 427 amino acids. Gene Ontology annotation, cellular component: plasma membrane.
UGUAAAUCUCUCAGAGUCUUUUAGUUCAAGUGCGGUUUUGGGUAUGCAUUUGCCCUCAGACGCUAGCUUUCAUUUCUGUUCAGGUCAUCUUAGCUACAAUCUAGACAUGGCAUGAUCCCAGCCCAUGCCAUGAAGGAAAAAGUUUCGGUUUGGUUCCUUGCUUUGGACAUUCUUGCGGCUUUGCUGUCCUUGCUUCUCUUCUUCUGGAACGUUGCAGCAAAUGUGUGGGCCACGCUGUCCUUUUAUUAUGAGCAGAAAUACCUCUUCAUGGGAGUGUUUCUGUUUCUAAUAAUCAGUUCCUCGGUGCUUCUGCAGAUCUUCAGCUGGCUCUGGUACUCUGAUUCUUCUGAAAAGAUUACCAGCAAUAUAGAGAGGUUUAUGAAGGAACAUGAAUUACUUGGCCUGGUGCACAUUUUGCAGCUUGGAGUCUUUCUCAGGUGUUUAGGUAUGUUGGAACUCUCAAUCAGCCGCUUUAAAAAGAAGGACACAUCCCAAAACCAGGACACUGAGAGUCUAAGCUACGACCUCAGCACUCUGGGUCUGUUCAAGGCGUUCUCUGAAAGUGCUCCACAGAUCGUCCUCAUGACAACAAACAUCAUCCAGAUGGAAGACUGUCAGCCCUUCACAGUUAUCAAAAUCCUCAGCUCGCUUUCCUCUCUCUCCUUCACUGUGUUAUCCUACCAUCGUACCAUGUGUGCUUUCGUUCCUGAGAAAUUGAGAAUGGGAUGGACUUCCUCGAUAAUUUACUUCCUGUGGAACCUGCUCCUGAUUGGGCCUCGUGUGAUGUGUGUGUCCCUCUUUGCCUCCACCCUGCCCUGCUAUGUCCCAGCUCAUUUCCUGUCCGUGUGGAUGCUGCUGGUUAUCUGGGUUUGGUGGCAGAACACAGACCUAAUGAACAAUAAAGAUAUGGAGUGGCUGAACCGAGCCACUGUAGGCCUCAUCUGGUACUUCAGCUGGUUAAACGUAAAUGGAAAGCAUGGAAAUAAAAAUAAUAGCGGCUGGACUAAAUACAAAGGAACCAUCUACAACAUGGUUAUAGGAAUGGACAUGAUGCUGCUGUUGGGAUUAUAUUGGUGGAGGAGAUCUGUGGAAUCUGCUCGUCUUAGUCCACUCCCUCUUAAUCUCUACCUACUUCUUGCUAUGUUAAUGUUCAUCUACAUUAUAGGAGUCCUACUGAAAAUGUUUUAUUACUGGAAAUUUCAUUCCAAACAGCCAGACUUAUGGAUAGAUGAGAAAGAUGAGGAGUUACAGAUGAAACCACAGGUUCAGGGUUAUGAUAUAGUGGAUUCAAGUCAGAAGCCUGAAUCUGCACUCACAUUUUCCAGCCCGACUCAAAGAAGCAUGGAUGGCCUCCACAAGAGGAUGAGAUACAUGGCUGUGAAUUUCUACUGCUAAUUCAAGUGACUUCUUUUCACAGACAAAAUGUCCUUUUAAGUUGUAUGUACAAAGUAAUGAAUUUCAGACUACUCUCAUGCAUGUGUGAUGAAACCAACAUUCAUUUGGGUGACACCUGAUCUGGGUGCUAUCGUUAAUAACACCCUUCUAUAACUGUGUACUACAUGGUCAAAAGGUGCAAGUAUGAAAUAACCAGGAAAUUUAUUGACGUUUAUUUCAACAAGUUCACUAAUGGAGACUUCUAUAAAAAACUUCAGUUUGUGUCAAUAUAUUGCAUAGCAAUUGUAGACCAAAAGCUAAAAGAGCAACAUUGAUUUUUUUGUCGUAGACGAUCCCUUUCACCAAACAUUACACGAUUAUACUCCGAAAACAUGGAAUAACAGUAAACGCAGCAAUACUGAAAGAAGAAGUGAGAAAAUAUAUUUAAUAAAGGUUAUUAAAGGUUUAAAUAUGUUUAAUGAGAUACUGAAACUUUCUUGUUAUUGGUUUGGCUUCCAGAAGCGUUCUAAGAGAGGGCGCUGACCACUGCAUCACGCUCUUGCAGCUGAUCCAUUCACGCAAACACACACACGAUACCUUAAGUGUCUCAUGCAAUACAUGUGCUCGGUCAUGACAUUCAGCUCCAACCACAGAGACACCGAGAGCUCAGAUGAGUGGCAUGUGUACAUGUUGGUUGGCAUAUUUUCAAAAAUCUGGAACAAUAACAAUAACAA